AGUACUGUGUAAAUGGUGCUGCAAAACGGUAGGAGAUUUAAAGUGCGUCAAAGACAAGAUCGUUGUAGACGGGCGAGACGUGACUUUGCGAGAAAUGAUCAGAAUCUUCAAUUUUCCACAUGAAGUGGACAUAUUGGACGACGAUGGAAUUUGCCAAAUGUGUCUGGAGCAGCUCUCAUGCUGUUAUCGAUUCCACGGUGCGCUGCUGAAAGCGCUUUCGCCAUUGGAACGAUCAAGCCUUGAGGCGAAUGGACUAGAGCAAUUGGAACGACGCUUUACUUGCGGCAUCUGCGACACGCAACUCGCUACGGAACUAGAGCACGCAAAACAUUUAAAAAUAAGCCAUCCGCAGUCACGGUACUUCUACUGCACUCCGUGCCAAAAACCAUUUAAAACCAGCCGUGGCCAGUUGCAGCAUGAAAGCAUUCACCACAGCCCAGCCGAAUGCUUCUCGUGCGGUAUUUGCCAGCGAUCGUUCAUCACCAAAACCAACUACCGCAACCACAUGCGACAUCAUAAGGAUUUUUUAUGUAACUUUUGCCACACGGGAUGGUUGUCGGAAGCUGUGUUGUUGGAGCACGUCCGUCUCCUUCAUGCCGAUCGCCUAUUCGCAUGCCCGUACUGUGAUAGAAAGGAGCGAAUGAGAAAAUGUCUCAAUCGUCACAUACGAUCGCGCCAUCACAAGCAGAGCGGCCAUUACUUCUGUGGUUAUUGCGGUAUCACUGGCACUGGCACGGCGUAUAGUGACUUUGAGUCACUAACGGAUCACCUACGGGAACAGCACCAAGGCACCGACACGUACGAAGAACUGUUGAGCGAAAGCCUUUUUGCGAAAGAACUGGCCCCGUUGGAAUGUGCACAAACGGGCGUGGUGAGCAGGGAGCAGGAAGAAUUUUUGCAAAAUGUUAACCUCACACGAAACACCAAAGCAAGGGAAACAGCACAAUGCAUGGCCGAGCCGAAGAUUGACCAGCGGAUGGUGCUGGAAGACUUUCUAGACGAAGCAUUCGAAAACGACGAGAUCUGGAAGAAGUACAUCGAAAACGGAGAGGAGUAUCUGAUCGACGAUUACGAUAUCUACUUGGUGCCGCAGCAGGAAUCUUGCCGCUAUCGGUGUCCACAGUGCGGUGAUCGGGGUUUUGAGAAGCAAAUUCAAUUAACCAUCCACCUGGCCGAAGAGCACGAUGUGUGCAGCCUGGUGUGCAACGAUUGUGGGGCAAGCUUUGCGCGGCUACAGAGUUACCGAAUGCACCGGGUCGAGCACAUGAAGGAGAAUGUUCGCUUCCGAGAAAAUAACAUCCCGGAGGCCGAGGAAGCCCUGUCUCUUGUGCACAGCAACACCGUCGAUUACACGCUGAAGGAGGAGGAAGGCGGCUACCGGUUUACGUGCAGCCUUUGCGAGCGAUCGUUUCAGCGGAAACAUAAUCUGGAGAAACACAACUGCCGGUUCUACAAGGAGCACGUGGGUCAGGGUGGCAUGCCAGCAAAGCAAUGCCAAUAUUGUGAUUUCCAGAGUCCGUCGGCCAAGGACCUUUACAACCACCAGCGAAGGCACCAGGACGCGAGCCAGGAAAACAUCUACUGUACGCUGUGCGAUCGUCGGUUCAGUUCCACCUCGGGGUUGAAGUAUCACUUGAAGCGUCACACGGGCAUCAAAGCAUUCACCUGUUUGUACUGUGGCAAGAAGUUUACGGCGAACUCAAAUCUCAACGCACACGUCCGGCAGGCGCACAGCGAGCACAAGAUGAACCCAUGUAACGAGUGUAACGCAACGUUCGCGACAAAGGAUCACCUCACUAAACAUCGGCGAUCGCGCCACCUACAGGAGCGCUCUUACGUUUGUGGUGAAUGCGGUAAGGCGUAUCUCCAGCGCUCCCAUCUCAACGGUCAUAUAGCAGCCACUCACCGAGAAUGUCGUUAUCUGUGCCACGUCUGCAACAGUUCGUACGCUUGUCGAAGUUCGCUAAAGCGGCACCAGCUGCAAAAUCACGGUUUACAGUGAAAUGUGCUGGAAUGUACGAAAAAGUAUGUAGUUAAGCGUAAUUUCUUUCAACGACGAAGCCCCUCACGAGCAACUCUAGAUCAUCUACGUUCAAGCUGGUCUCUUUCCUUUCGUCUAGUUGUUUUGUUUAAUUCAAUAUAUUUUUCUCUUCAUUAAAUUCAUUAUC
Molecule: messenger RNA, 2168 nt
Organism: Anopheles bellator
Lineage: Eukaryota; Metazoa; Arthropoda; Insecta; Diptera; Culicidae
Product: zinc finger protein ZFP2-like
Exons: 2
Coding region: 95-2002 (635 amino acids)
Biological process (GO): regulation of transcription by RNA polymerase II
Cellular component (GO): chromosome
Molecular function (GO): DNA-binding transcription factor activity; chromatin insulator sequence binding; RNA polymerase II cis-regulatory region sequence-specific DNA binding
Source: RefSeq, a predicted model, not a curated record